Messenger RNA from Saxophila tyrrhenica, 1344 nucleotides. RefSeq lists its product as uncharacterized. NCBI's taxonomy places the organism in Eukaryota, Fungi, Ascomycota, Dothideomycetes, Mycosphaerellales, Extremaceae. The transcript has a single exon. The coding region runs from base 1 to 1344 and encodes 447 amino acids. The record is from RefSeq and is a predicted model, not a curated record.
AUGUCAGCACUCAAAUCCAAACUCGCCUCCGCCGUCCCAACCGCCAGCAGCCCCUCCUCAAGUCCCCGCAACAGCGUCGACCUCAACGACAACAACUCCUCCAACGCCGCAGCAACAAGCAUGGCGAAGAAAAAAGACGACCCAGACAAAUACCGCCUUCUCGUGACCGCUGGUCCGUCGUACGACACCGCAACCCACAAACAAGUCUAUGUCAACACGUCAACGCCUACACACGUCUCGAACGAGUUCCUCGACGCAUCGAUCAAGGUCCGAAUACGCGGCUACCGAGGCCUGCCUUCUUCCAGCCCUUUGUCGUCACCGUACUUUGACGACCCGUUGCAUGAGAAGGAUCAAUACUCGAUUGGGUUCACGUUUGUGCCGAAGCAGGAUCUACCGUCGAAAGAUGUGGUCUGGGGCAAUGACUUUGAUCAUCCUGUACGAGACAGAUUGCCGCCGGGGGUGAAUACGGCGUUCAAGAUCGUGAAGGACUUUGUGGACCCGGGAUUGGAGAUGGAUGCGUAUGCUGAUGAGCCGUGGCUUUAUGGUCCAGCAUUGUCGUGCUGGUUCGCUUUUCACAUCGGUGAUAAGGCUGGAGACGAUCAAGGACAGCAGCCAGACAGGAAGGAGGAAGACGACGUCCUCCACGAGGGUGCCAGUGGCUCAGGCCAGGAGAUACGGAAGAGCCUAAACCUCCCAGAAAAUGCCGAGAAACGCCGCAAGCACUUCCUCUCAACAUCCAACCGGGAAGCCCUCAUGUUCGAGAAGGGCCGAACAUACAGCGGAGACUUCUACAAUCCUUAUCUCGACUUCGGCAACUUCGCGCUUAAGCUGCCCGGGUUCAGCAUCAAGGUGAUCAAGUAUAUUGAUGAGAAGAGCCAUUCGCUGCGAUAUGUGUUCAAGAACAGGAAGACUGGAGACGUCUAUUUCUGUGUGUCUCUGAAUCUGUUGUGGGGCGAGCAGCUGGAGAAGGCAAGCAAAGAGGACGAAGAGGUGAUUGGACGGUUCGCUGGUGCAGAGGUUGGAGCGAAGGCGGAUAGGGGCGCCGCGGCUAAGGAGGAGACCAGAGAAGAGCCAGUGCGUGCGCCAGAAGUCAACGGGCACGCGGAACAGCGCGACUCCGACGAGUUGCCCAGCAAAAGUCCCCAAUCUCAACCCGCGAGUGCUGCAGAGCCGAAUCCGCCGCAAGCGGACGGGCCAGCUGAGGACGCUCCAGGCAUGCGAGACAAGCCGGACCACGUUCAAGAAGAAGUGAGGAAGAUGAGCAUCUCCGACAUGCUACAAGAUACGUCGUCGAAGGACACCAAAGAUGCACCCAAAGGAGGCGUCUUAGACGAGCUGGACUAA